Messenger RNA from Episyrphus balteatus (marmalade hoverfly), 1425 nucleotides. RefSeq names its product RNA-binding protein Rsf1 (gene Rsf1). Bases 314 to 937 code for a protein of 207 amino acids. The transcript is spliced from 2 exons. Gene Ontology annotation, cellular component: ribonucleoprotein complex; cytoplasm; nucleus. The record is from RefSeq and is a predicted model, not a curated record. NCBI's taxonomy places the organism in Eukaryota, Metazoa, Arthropoda, Insecta, Diptera, Syrphidae. Gene Ontology annotation, molecular function: mRNA binding.
AUCAUUUUCGUUCAUUCUCGUUUUGGUUUUCGGGAAAAGCAGACGUCCAGGCUGAAAAGUGUGUGAAAAAGUUAAAAGUGUCAAGUAAAAAUUUUUUUUUAAUUCUCACCUCAGGUGCAUCGCUGAUCACCUUGAAAUAGCCGGGAAGAAAAUUUUAGGUUCAACGUCAACUCGAAGUCGUCGUAGCAACUCUUCGUAGGCAACGAACAUCGUCGUCGUCAGAAUCUCUCUACAGCGAUCUCUACGUCUCUUGAUCAACGCUCUAUAAGCCAGUCCGGCGAACGAACCAAACACACACAAACAUACAAGAAACAUGAGUGACAGUCGAGGCACACGCGUCUACGUUGGCAAUCUCACCGACAAAGUUAAAAAGGAGGAUCUGGAAGGAGAAUUCACUAAGUAUGGUAAAUUAAACUCUGUUUGGGUUGCUUUCAAUCCCCCAGGUUUUGCAUUCGUCGAAUUCGAGAACCGCGAUGAGGCGGAAAAAGCUUGCGACAUUCUGAAUGGCUCCGAAAUCCUUGGCUCACAAUUGCGAGUGGAAAUCUCAAAGGGUCACCCCAGACAAGGUCGCCGAGGUGGUGGCGGCCGAGAUUUCGGUCGUCGUCAAGGUGGCGGUGGAGGCGGCGGUGGUUUCCGUGGUCCACGCAGCAGCAGCGGUGGUUUCCGUUCAUCCCGCGGACCACCCGGUCGCGGUUACAGCCAGGAUAAUGGCUACGGUUCAGGUGGUCGACGAGGCGGCAGCGGCGGCUACGGUGGUAGCAGUCGAGACAGCGGCGGUUUCAGUGGUCGACGUGAUGGUUUCGGUGGGGGUGGUCGCGACAGCGGCCGUUCCUACGGCGGUGGUGGUGGCGGAUUUAGCAGCGGCGGACGAAGUGGCGGUAGCGGUGGUGGCGGUCGUUUCCGCUCCCGAUCACCAGCCGGUGGCCGAAGAUUUUAAGCUAUAAUCUACUCAUUUAACUAUAAUUAUAUUAUACACUAGACAUUGCUGUAUGACUAAAUACGUUUUUGAAUUCAAUCUUACUGCAUUAAAAGAAAUAAAAAAAAAAAUACAAAAACUUUAAAAAAAGAGAAAAAAAAAACAAAUAAAAAAGUAAAAAACAUGAUAUAAUGCCGUGUGAGUGUUAGUGCGGCGAGUAUUUUAGAUUUUAUUUCGUAAAUGUUAGGUUUUCGAAUUUGAAUAUAUAGAAGAAAAUGAUAAGAAAAAUUAAACAAAAACAAUUAAUUGUACGAGAAUUAAUAUCUUCUUUUAUUUUUGCCAAGAGACGAAAACAUUUUAAAAAUAAAAUAAAAAUAGAAAAAAGUAUAAAUGUAUGGAAAAGUAUUUGAUUUUACAAAAAAAAAACUUCUAAGGGAAGGAAGAAACUGUAUGAUUUUUUGUUUGUGUCUAAAUGAUUUUCCCUACAUCCCCCUAACAAGACUUAGCAG